This is a messenger RNA of Tachysurus fulvidraco (yellow catfish), 3506 nucleotides long. It is a transcript of the gene st6galnac6, whose product is annotated as ST6 (alpha-N-acetyl-neuraminyl-2,3-beta-galactosyl-1,3)-N-acetylgalactosaminide alpha-2,6-sialyltransferase 6. NCBI's taxonomy places the organism in Eukaryota, Metazoa, Chordata, Actinopteri, Siluriformes, Bagridae. Gene Ontology annotation, molecular function: alpha-N-acetylgalactosaminide alpha-2,6-sialyltransferase activity. The coding region runs from base 187 to 1110 and encodes 307 amino acids. The transcript is spliced from 6 exons. Gene Ontology annotation, biological process: oligosaccharide metabolic process; ganglioside biosynthetic process. The record is from RefSeq and is a predicted model, not a curated record.
AAGCGACCCCCACCCCCCCAUUCCCUCCUCCUCCCCCUCCUCCUCCUCCCGUCUCUACGCAUUCCUCUAAGCUGCGCCUUUAGAAAAGCGCAGAAAUCAGCAACGAUGCGCCGAAAUUAGAGCAAAAACUGCGAUAUAUCGGCACAAAGGCUCAAAAAAAUGUGAAAGUCAGUCAGAAACAGGAGAAUGGGGCUGCGGUUGGUGGAAAAGGGGAACCACAGCAAGCGGAUGGUUGUAUUUGUGGCAAUCUUUCUCAUCACCACCCUCUUCAUUCUCUACAACUCCAACAGUGUCAAUGAGUCGUAUGAGGCUUUUAAAGAUAUAGGGUAUAGCAGUACCCUCAAAAUCACUGACCUGAAGAAGUGGGCUGGAAAAGAUGGCUACGUGCCAGUUUUUGGCAACAAGAGCCUGACCUUACAUUGUAGGCAGUGUGCCCUGGUGAUGAGCUCAAGCCAUGUACUGGGCACUGGCGCUGGAGCAGACAUUGACCACUCUGAGUGUGUGAUCCGCAUGAACGAUGCACCUACAUCUGGUUUUGAGGCGGAUGUGGGUAAUAAAACUUCCCUUCGUGUUGUAGCUCACUCCAGUGUGAUCCGGCUUGUCCGAAAACCCCAAGAGUUCCUUAACUGCUCUAACUGCCCAUCUGUCAUCUUCUGGGGUCCACCCUCAAAGAUAGGACGUGAUGCCAAUGGUGCUGUCUACAGGUUGAUCCAUCGUGUUGCUGCCACAUACACCAACCUCACAACCUUCACUGUCGCUCCAAGCAAAAUGCACAAGUUCGACGCACUCUUUCAAAAAGAGACUGGCCGAGACAGACAGAAGUCUCAGUCCUGGCUGAGCACUGGCUGGUUCACCAUGGUCAUCGCUAUUGAGAUCUGUGACAAAAUUAAGGUUUAUGGGAUGGUGCCUCCCACCUACUGUGGGAAGCAUCCUCAGCCAAAAAGAAUGCCAUAUCAUUACUAUAAACCCAGAGGGCCGGACGAGUGUGUAACCUACCUGCAGAAUGAGAGGGGUCGCCGUGGAAAUCACCAUCGCUUCAUCACCGAAAAACAUGUGUUUGCUCGCUGGGCAAAACUCUAUAACAUCAGCUUUGUGCACCCCACCUGGUGAGAAACAGAUAGCAAAAGGCUGCCAGGCUCAUUCCUGGAGAUCCAAUAUGGCCACCAGCACAAGGCUCAGACUAAUAAGACAUUAAUCCAAAAUGGCUACCAGCCAUAAUAUAAUAACUGUGAAACAUACAGCCUCACUUUCAGCUCAAUAAGAGUAUGAUAUAACAUGGCCCACAGCUUCAGUCUAAAUCUCUUAUAUAUUUCUCAGACAAAUGAAAAAAAAAAAGAAAAAAACAGUCGAUCCAAAAUGGUGUCCAGCCUCAAACUGAGAAAACUGCUUUAACAGUGUCCAAGCUGUGCAGAUCAAGUCAACUGGCUGCUAAUUUUACCCAAAGCCUAAAGAGAGAUUAAACUAAAGCAGUUGCUGGUUUCGCAUUUAUUACCUGCGGAAGCACAAAUUGGCUGCUGUUUUCUCGCUGUUUUGUCUGUCAGACGAGAAACUGUUCAGACCUUCUUAUAGAUCUGGCCGAGCUUUGAAACGGUGCCUGCUUAGACUUUUGGAAUUGUCUUUAUUAUAUGAUCUCUUUAUUAUAUAUUUAGGUCAUUCUAAAGUGUGUCAAACAUAGCAAGAAUUUUAUUUGAAACAGAUUUUUGAUUUUUAAAAAUUUCAAAAGAUUAUGAUAGAGUCGACAAUACUGCAAUAAUCAGCAAAGUGGUGCUGAGCACUUCUUUUUGUAAACACUUGCAUCAUAAAAUUCUAUUUUAAAAUAUUGAUACAUAUUCGUAUUUUAAGACAACAGAAAUUUACAAUUAAGGAGGGGAUUUGGAAAAUCAGAAAAGUCUGGAAUGCAGUGCUGGUGCUUUGUAUUGACAUCCAGUUUUCUAGGUAGAAUCUGAGAGGGAGAGGGAGAGGGGGAGAGAGAGAGAGAGAGACAGAGAGAGAGAGAAGGAUGGAAUGAGCGAGAGAGAGGGAUGGAGGGAGGGAGAGAGAGAGGGAGGAAGGGAGAUGGAUGGAGGGAGAGAGAGGGAUAGGGAGAGGGAGAGAGGGAUGGAGGGAGAGAGAGGGAGAGAGAGGGAUGGAGAGAGAGGGAGGGAGGGAGGGAGGGAGAGAGAGAGCGCAUUUCAGCUAUGGUCAGAAUUUCAUGUUUUUCUGCAUCUGCAAAAGCACUUAAGUAAAAAAAAAAAAAGGACUGAUGAAUUCUCUAUGUUUCAAUAUUUCAAGAUGGACUGCAAUCACUGCCCACCUACUGUAUAUUGUGCCAGCAACACACAUAAAGACAAAAAAAAUCAAGUGUUUUAAUACGAUGAUUCUGUAACAACGUCAUUCACAGUCCUCUAGACAAGACGCUUCAUCUAGCUGAAGAUCUUUCCAGUUCUCUUCAGAAAAAAAAGUUUGUGCCAAUUUUCCAAAAUGUGUUUUUUGUUUCCAGAAAAAAGGAAAGGAAGAACAUUUUAAAUCAUACCAGGCCAUACCAAAGCCUGGAGUUUGUAGCAGUCUGCAGUCAAGUAUUAGUUUGUUUGCAUGGCACUACACAAAACACUAUCACUGAGCUUUGGCAGUGAUCUGAGUGGAUGAGUGUUAACAACCUCACCAGCUGUUGAUGUUCCCUGCCUGCUUAUGACCCAUGACCUUAGAUCUAACAGUAUUGGGAAUGUUUGUAAGUUUACCAUAAAGCCGGAGUUAUACUUCAGCAUUGGUGUGUAUUUGCAGCGUGACUCAGAAAAGGGAGUAUAUAAGCAUGCGUUGCACACUCAAGCUUUCCUCUUCCAGGAAUCUUACUGCAUUUUGAGUCUCUUUGGUGCUGUGCAUCAACCGCCCUACAGAUGAAUGCUGAUUGGUUGGUGCGAGAUCGUGUCAGGUUGCAUACAGAGAAACGGUGUAACAAGAUAUUGUGAGCCUUUAGUUUAACGAACGUUUUAAGAGUAACAUAGCUCCACUUAGGCUGUGAUCUUCAUCCAAGUUUUUUUAAAAGUGUAGCCUGUUAACCAUCAUGAAUGGAAAAACAAUUUCUAAAAGUACCAUUUGAGACAAAUUCAUGCUGCUAGACUGUCAGGCCUGAACGUUUAGAUAAUACAAGUGAAAACUCUUGCACUGCACACACAAAGUACCAGAUGCCAUAAAGAAAAAUGUAGUCGUUUACAUUGCUCAUGAGUAGCAUACUGUAUGCGGAUCUGUUCGCAUUGAGGAUUGUCAACAACACCAUCUCUAGCAAAAAUAUACUUCCCUGCUCAACCAAUCUGGGUUUGCUUGAUGCACAGCAACUCUGAUUUGCACUAUAACAGUGGCUGAGGUUCUCAAUAUUUGCACAUCGACACUGUCUCGAUUAUAGAUACUAUAAUCCCUUCUCUGUGUCUCUGGCAGUUGGAUGUGUCUGUAUCACUACGGAUAGUAAUGAGGUUGAGAUAUAUUGGAGUUGUCCUUAAAAUCCAAUACUGGGCUGCGAAACACUGAACAAA